This is a messenger RNA of Rhagoletis zephyria (snowberry fruit fly), 2195 nucleotides long. NCBI's taxonomy places the organism in Eukaryota, Metazoa, Arthropoda, Insecta, Diptera, Tephritidae. The record is from RefSeq and is a predicted model, not a curated record.
AUGGCACAAAGCCUUGGAAAGGUGAAAGCAUUCUCUCUCGGUGUGAAGAACAAAAAAGAAGUUGAGAAGCAGAAGAAGCAGGCCGAUGAGGAGGCCGCCGCACAAGCGUACGAGCAGUUUGUCGCCACCUUUGAUGCACCAAAGCCGACGGGAAAGCUAUUUGUCCGUGGAAAUGUCAUCAAUCCUAAUUCCGGCGAGGAGUUGGACGCCAAACAAACGGGGAAACUCUACAAACCGGAAAAACUACAGGAGCUGGAAAAGAAACAGAAACAGUUCGAAGCCAGGCCAAACGAUGACAACAAAGCAACAAAGCCGCCUGCUGCUUUCAAUCCAAAGUUCAAUGAGAAGCCGCCAAAGAAGAAGGGCGACGUCAAGAAGAAGAGCAACCUGGAGGCUUUCAAGGAGGAGCUGAAGCUGAUGCAGAAAGAACGCGAAGCUAGACUUCGACAGCGCACAACGGGCAAAGAUGGCAGUUCAGGUGGNCCGCCAAAGAAGAAGGGCGACGUCAAGAAGAAGAGCAACCUGGAGGCUUUCAAGGAGGAGCUGAAGCUGAUGCAGAAAGAACGCGAAGCUAGACUUCGACAGCGCACAACGGGCAAAGAUGGCAGUUCAGGUGGGAACGGCGGCGGCAGCAGCAGUAAAGUGCCCGGUGCUGGCUCCCAUGACACCGGCGACCCGAACACCACCAACAUCUACCUCGGCAAUCUCAACCCCAAGCUAACGGAGGAUCAGCUCUGCGAGGUUUUCGGACGGUACGGCCCGCUGGCCUCCGUCAAGAUCAUGUGGCCCCGGACGGAUGAAGAGCGAACUCGCAAUCGCAACUGCGGCUUCGUCGCCUUCAUGUGUCGCAAGGACGGCGAGCGGGCGAUGCGGGCGAUCAACGGCCGCCCGGUGCUCGACUUUGAGAUGCGCCUCGGCUGGGGCAAGUCGGUGCCCAUUCCCGCGACGCCGAUCUACGUUCCGCCGGCGCUGCGUGAGCUCACCGUCCCGCCGCCCCUCUCCGGCCUGCCCUUCAACGCCCAGCUGGUGGACGAGAAGGACCGCGCCUUUCUGCAGCAGUACGGCGGCGACCCGAAGAGGCUCUACCGCGAGGACAAGGCCGCCUUCGAGGACCUGCUCUCGCGGACGCUGAUCAAGGUGGUGACGCCCACGGAGCGCCCGGUUCUGGCCACCAUUCACCGCGUCGUGGAGUUCGUCGUUCGCGAGGGGCCGAUGUUUGAGGCGCUGCUGAUGGCGCGCGAGGCGAGCAACCCGCUCUUUGCCUUUCUCUUCGACAACCAGUCGCCGAACCACGUCUACUACCGCUGGCGGCUCUUCUCUAUUCUACAGGGCGACCACCCCAGUCGCUGGAAGUUGGAGGAGUUUCGCAUGUUUGAGGGCGGCUCUCUGUGGAGGCCGCCGCCCAUCAGCCUGUACCUGCAGGGCAUGCCCGAGGAGCUGCUGCCGCCUGAGAGCGACUUUGGUGAUCGUCGGACCGUUGAUUCGGAUGGCGGCGGCCAAAAGAAGGGCCUCCUGCGAGAGGCGGACCGGGAGGACUUUGAGGACUGGCUGCGCAGCCUGACGCCGCAGCGCUCCAAGAUCGCCCACCUGAUGGUCUUCUGCAUUGAGCACGCCGACGCCUGGGAGGAGAUCAUCGAGUGCAUCGCCGACUCACUGUUCAUCGCCGAGACGCCGCUCUUCAAGAAGGUGGCCCGGCUCUACCUCAUCUCCGACAUUCUCAACAACUGCACGGUGAAGGUGGCCAAUGCGAGCAACUACCGCCGGGGGCUGCAGGCAAAGCUGGUGCCCAUCUUUGAGGCCUUUCACCGGGCGUACGCCGGCAUCGAGGGCCGCCUGAAGGCCGAGCAGUUUAAGCAACGAGUAAUGAGCUGCUUCAGAGCCUGGGAGGACACGGCCAUCUUCUCCUCGGAGUUUCUCAUUAAACUGCAGAACGUCUUCCUCGGACUGGACAAGGAGAAGAAGAAGAAGGCAGUCGAAGUGACAAAAGCAGCAGCCUUCGGACAGGCCAUUCGAACUGACGAUGAACUGGACGGCAUUCCACUUGAUCCUGAUUUGGAUGGCGAGGAGCUUCCUUUCCCACAGGAGACGACGACGACGACGAGUUCGCAGAACUUUGUCAGCACUAAAUUCAAGCCCUCCAAGUGGGAGACGAUCGAUCCGGAGGUGGUCGAGUCGCAGGCGAUCACCACCUCAAA